AUGGCAUACAUCAUUUGGUUCAAUCUUCUGCUAUGUAUCGCUUCAGUUCAAAAUAUUCCAGAUGUGAAAAAGUAUGGGUGUCCACACGCCGACUGUAAUGCGACCAUGCAGGACAAAGACGAAUACGACAAACAUUUCCAAACGCACGAUGAACCAUUUCGUUAUCAGUGCAAACCUCCCGGUUGUGGGAAGGAAUUCCACAAAUCAUAUUCAUUUUCCAGGCAGAAGAAAUCCUGUCAACACAAACCUCGAGUCGGGCAAAAGCAUAAAUGUCAUUAUUGUACUGCGACUAUACAGAUGGGAAAGGAAUAUUCAAAACAUCUUCAAACGCACAAGGAACAAGGUUUAUAUAAGUGCACUUGGCCCACAUGUGGAAAGAAAUAUCGUACCGCAAUGGCACUUCGACAGCAUUACGAGAAACAUCAACCUAAACUUCUAUGUGAAAUCUGUGGCUCUUUCUUUUCUUAUAUGAGAGCACUACAAAAGCACAAGAAACGAUGCCACGGAGUUAGAGAUAUGGAGAUAUAUACGUGCCCACAUCUUGAUUGCAAUGCGACCAUGCAGGGCAAAGGCAAAUAUGAGAAACAUUUCCAAACGCACAAGAAACCAUUUCGCUAUCAAUGCAAACAUCUCGGUUGUGGGAAAGAAUACUACAUCAAAUCAUCAUUUUACAGCCACAAGAAAUCCUGUCAACACAAACCUCAGAACCCAAGAGAAGGAAAUCCACAGUUGGAACAUAUUUUGGCAGACACACGAAAUCAUCACACUGCUGGUCAAAGUUCAGCAAGUCAACAAGAUCACUCGAAUGAUGAGUAUCCCUCAGAAAAAUUUAACAUCUUGGACUAUCCCGAUGAUGACAUCUUCAACUAUCUUAACAUCCCCGACGAUGUUGUUGUUAAUAUCGAAGAUAUUAACAUCGACAACUCUAAUGGUAAUAUCUUCGAAUGUUAGCAUCGCCGACGAUGGCAACUUCCUCGACGACUUCAAAAUAUUUUGCCAUCAAUGAAAAUUGUCUGCUUGCAGUAUAUCAAAACUAUUU
Molecule: messenger RNA, 1039 nt
Organism: Loa loa (African eye worm)
Lineage: Eukaryota; Metazoa; Nematoda; Chromadorea; Rhabditida; Onchocercidae
Exons: 5
Coding region: 1-951 (316 amino acids)
Biological process (GO): regulation of transcription by RNA polymerase II
Cellular component (GO): nucleus
Source: RefSeq, a predicted model, not a curated record